Molecule: messenger RNA, 3680 nt
Organism: Hevea brasiliensis (rubber tree)
Lineage: Eukaryota; Viridiplantae; Streptophyta; Magnoliopsida; Malpighiales; Euphorbiaceae
Product: ADP-ribosylation factor GTPase-activating protein AGD3
Exons: 19
Coding region: 659-3148 (829 amino acids)
Cellular component (GO): cytoplasm
Molecular function (GO): protein binding; GTPase activator activity
Source: RefSeq, a predicted model, not a curated record
GUUAAAACGCCAUCUUCUUCUAAAAUUUUGCCUCCCAAAUCUGAAAAGGGGAAAAAAAAAAAAAGAAAAAGAAAAAGGAAAAAAUACACAGAAAAAGAAAAAGGGAGGGCUGAGCUCUCUGUUUUACGCUUUUAUAUAUGCUCUGUGUCUCUCUCUCGCACGGUUUGCAUAUUUCCAGGUUAAUGAAGUUGCCUAAUCGAUCUCCAUUCAAUUCCCAAGAUUCCCAUAAACACAACCUCCUAAAUCCAAAAUCUCUCGUGUUUUCCUGUCCAUUCUAGGGUUUCUUACUUUGAUCAUAUUUGCCUUUACUUUGCUUGCCUAGGGGUUUUAAACCAACCAAACAAAGAAACUACAAAGAAAAAGAACCAAAAAAAAAAAAUGGUGUUUGGAGCUCGGGCACUCAGCUAAUCGAGUUCUUCUAUCUCUGAUUCUUAAUUAUCUAUAAGUAGUAGGUUGAUAUCUGCUUUUUUUUUUUUUUUUGGUGGGGGUGUCUCGUGGUGAGUAUCUUUAGGAUCGGGGUACAAGUCAAGAUCUCAGCUUAAUUUUGAUGAUUGAAGGUGGUUAUGACAUUAGAUUAGCUUCAAGCAACCAAGAUCGAGCAUUGUUGUAAUGGUUUUUAGAAUUUAUCGUAAGGAGAGGAAGAAUCGCUGUAUCAAAAAUGCCUUUCGCGAAGCUCGACGACUCUCCUAUGUUUCGCAAGCAGAUGCAAUCCUUGGAGGAAAGUGCUGAAUUGCUAAGGGAGAGGAGUUUAAAGUUCUACAAAGGAUGUCGAAAAUACACUGAAGGACUAGGUGAGGGAUAUGAUGGGGACAUUGCCUUUGCUAGUGCUUUAGAAGCUUUUGGUGGAGGCCAUAAUGAUCCUAUUAGUGUGGCCUUUGGAGGCCCUGUUAUGACAAAAUUUACCAUAGCCUUGAGAGAAAUUGGGACAUACAAGGAGGUUCUUCGAUCUCAGGUUGAGCACAUGCUAAAUGACAGAUUACUACAAUUUGUCAAUAUUGAUUUGCAUGAGGUCAAGGAAGCAAGGAAACGUUUUGACAAGGCUAGCCUUAUAUAUGAUCAGGCUCGGGAGAAGUUUCUGUCACUGAGAAAGGGCACGAAGACUGAUGUAGCUACUCUAUUAGAGGAGGAGCUUCAUGCUGCAAGAUCUGCAUUUGAGCAAGCUCGCUUUAAUCUAGUGACUGCACUUUCUAAUGUGGAAGCAAAAAAGAGGUUUGAAUUUUUAGAAGCUGUCAGUGGGACAAUGGAUGCACAUCUUCGUUACUUCAAGCAGGGAUAUGAGUUGUUGCAUCAAAUGGAGCCAUAUAUAAAUCAGGUUCUGACUUAUGCUCAACAGUCAAGAGAGAGGUCCAACUAUGAGCAGGCAGCUCUUAACGAAAGGAUGCAAGAGUACAAAAGGCAGAUUGAUCGCGAGAGUAGAUGGUCUUCCAAUGGUUCUAAUGGAUCUAAUGGAGAUGGUAUACAAGCCAUUGGUAGAAGUUCACAUAAAAUGAUAGAGGCAGUAAUGCAAUCUGCUGCAAGGGGAAAGGUCCAAACCAUUAGGCAAGGUUAUCUAUCUAAACGUUCCUCAAACUUGCGAGGUGACUGGAAAAGAAGGUUUUUUGUUCUUGAUAGCCGAGGAAUGUUGUAUUACUAUCGCAAACAAUGUAGCAAAUCAUCUGGUUCUGGUAGUCAACUUUCUGGUCAAAGGAAUAGUUCUGAGCUUGGAUCUGGAUUGUUGAGUCGGUGGCUAUCUUCUCAUUAUCAUGGUGGAGUACAUGAUGAGAAAUCUGUCGCUCACCAUACUGUGAACCUCCUUACAUCAACAAUCAAGGUUGAUGCUGACCAGUCAGACUUGCGGUUUUGCUUCAGGAUUAUUUCACCAACAAAGAACUACACUUUGCAGGCAGAGAGCACACUGGAUCAAAUGGAUUGGAUUGAAAAAAUAACAGGGGUUAUUGCUUCAUUACUCAGCUCUCAGGCUCCUGAGAGGUGUCUGCCUGCUAUCCCAAUGGGAAGUGGUCAUCAUCGGUCUGCCAGUGAGAGCAGUUCAUUUGAAAGUGCUGACUUUGACCACUCUGCUGGUGAUGAAUUUACAUCUGAGAGGAGCCUUACUGGUGCACAUCUUCAUGAACGACCUUCAAGAAUUUCACAACAGCGAUCCAGUGCAGAGAAGCCAAUUGAUGUGCUGCGAAGAGUAUGUGGGAAUGAUAAAUGUGCUGAUUGUGGUGCCCCAGAGCCAGAUUGGGCAUCCCUAAAUCUUGGUGUUCUUGUUUGCAUCGAGUGUUCUGGUGUUCACCGUAAUCUUGGCGUGCAUAUAUCAAAGGUGAGGUCCCUCACACUUGAUGUCAAAGUAUGGGAACCUUCUGUUAUAAGUUUGUUUCAAUCUCUAGGAAAUGCCUUUGCAAACUCAGUCUGGGAGGAGUUAUUGCAAUCAAGAAGCACCCUUCAGGUUGAUCUCAUCUCCACAGGCUCGUACAAGUCUGAUAAAUCGCAGCUGCAUUUUAUCAGCAAACCCAGUCCAGCUGAGUCUAUCUCAGUAAAGGAGAAGUUUAUCAAUGCAAAGUAUGCAGAAAAGCUGUUUGUUCGCAAGCCUAGAGACAGUCAAUAUCCUCAUUCAGUGACACAACAGAUGGCAGAAGCUGUUCGUGCUAGCGAUAAGAAGUCUGUGUACCGUCUUAUUGUUAAUCAUGAAGCAGAUGUCAAUGCCGUGUAUGAGCAAGCAUCUUGUAGCUCUUCUCUAACCCUUGCUAGAGUGAUGUUACUACAAGAGCAGACAGGCCUUGAUCACUGCUCUAGCUGCUCAACAGGGAAUUCAUUGGACAGGUCCUCCACUAGCUCUUUAAAUUUGGCUGGUACUGGUGAAGGUGAGACCUUGGAGGAUCUUGAUGGGUGUCCCUUGCUUCACCUUGCUUGCGAAACUGCAGAUAUUGGCAUGUUAGAACUCCUCUUACAGUAUGGUGCAAAUAUAAAUUCAACUGACUCGAGGGGUCAGACGCCACUGCACCGUUGUAUUCUUAGAGGCAGAGCUGUGUUUGCAAAAUUGCUCCUUUUAAGGGGAGCGGAUCCUCAGGCUGUGAAUGGGGGAGGUAAAACCCCUCUUGAGCUCGCGAUAGAGUCAAAUUUUGUCGACACUGAUGUCCUCACUUUGUUGUCAGACUCAAAUGGGUGACAUGCUUAGUAAAGGAUAAUAAUUAAAGGCAAGUAACGGUGAGGUUGGGGAGUUAAAAAUUGAUAAUGGUAUUGCUUUUUCUGUAAGUGUAUUUUGUAAGUUGAAGAGCUGGUUCUCCAUUGGAGGUGUCUCAAUGUCUGAAAUAGAGGAGAGUGGUAGGUUGGCAUGCCUGCCCUAUGGGUAUCUAUGCAAAUUAGCCCGUCCCUCAGCGUUGUAUUUUAUGGUGCCCCAUCUGAGUCGACAGCAGUUGAAGCUUUUAGCGAAGGGGCUCGUGUAAUGUAAUGUGUUUUGCUUAAUCAGCAUGUUUGGUUCCUGACGCGGUGGAGCUGUGAGGAUUUAGUUUAGGGCAUUUUGUGUAUUUGUACAUUGGUCUAUUCUAGUGAAGCGUUCUUGUUGCUUUAACUCUUUGAAUGCAUUAUUUGAUUUUUCCCCCCUUGAUGCAUUUGAGACGGAACUUCCAUCACAUAUUUGCUGUGUGAUAAAUGAUUCCCAAGCUCUUUUAAAUGCAAUGAUGGUAUUUGAAUUUUAGAAA